AGAGCGCCUGGGUCCGGCAGCGGCUGAGGGAGCUCCGGAGCGAUGCCCACUCCCAGGCCCCCGGGACCAACCUGGCCGGGGCUCUCCGGGCCGUUUACGCUCAGCUGGUGCAGCAGGAACGGGCGGAGCAGCUCCGGGGGCUGCGACCCCCGCCCGUCACCAACAGCACCCGACACGUCAUCGUCAUCAUGAGCGACGGCCGGGCCAACAUGGGGGGGUCUCCGGUGCCGGUGCUGCAGCAGAUCCGGGAAUUGCUGAGCAUCGGGAGAGACCCCCGGGACAGCCGGGAGGAGUUCCUGGACGUUUACGCCUUCGGGCUGGGCGAGGACGCUCACACCGAGACGAUGAACGCGCUGGCGUCGCACAAGGCGGGGGAGCAGCACCUCUUCUUCCUCAGGGACACCGAGGACCUGCAGGAGGUGUUCCACCGCAUGAUCGACGAGAGCUCCACGCUGGGGCUGUGCGGGGUCAGCCUCGAGUUCGCCCGCGCCGGGGACAGAGAGAGAAACCCCUGGGAGGUGACGGUGACAGUGACGCGCCCCGGGCGGGGCCAGGAGCGCUGCCAGGGCUCGCUGGUGUCCCCUCACUUCGUGCUCAGCGCCGCUCACUGCUUCACCUCAACUGAGCAACCCGGCUGGCUCGGCGUGGACAUCGGUCCCCGUGACCACCGGGGGGUCUCGGGGCUGUUCCUGCACCCCGAGUUCAGCCCCGGCUCUCGGCGUCACCGGGGGGUCCCCGAGUUCUACGACUUCGCCGUGGCCCUGCUGGAGCUGGAGCGCCCCGUGGGACCCUCCCCCGGCCAGCGGUGACACCGGGGGGGGCU
Poecile atricapillus (Black-capped chickadee) is the source of this 823-nucleotide messenger RNA. Its product is annotated as complement factor B-like. Gene Ontology annotation, cellular component: extracellular region. The transcript is spliced from 7 exons. The coding region runs from base 189 to 809 and encodes 206 amino acids. The record is from RefSeq and is a predicted model, not a curated record. Lineage: Eukaryota; Metazoa; Chordata; Aves; Passeriformes; Paridae. Gene Ontology annotation, biological process: proteolysis; complement activation. Gene Ontology annotation, molecular function: serine-type endopeptidase activity.